UCAGUGGCUGUUUAUUGGACAUUCGCUGAAAAGCACCGGGACUUCUCGGUUUACGACAGAGUGAGUGCGUGCGUGCGCGUGGGAACGGUAGCAAGAUGGCGGCGCUGAAGGAGGAGCAGUGCUACGGACUGUCCUGUGGAAGAGUGAGCAAUGGCAGUAAUGUCUCUGUCUUUCAUGUGAAACUUACUGACAGCGCCCUGAGAGCAUUUGAAGGCUACCAGAGUGGCAAGGUGCUGUCAUUGCGACCAUUGAUCAGAUUUAAUGGAAACCAAGGGAAAAUCUCAAUACCAAGAUCAGAAACCUCUAGUGAAGCACAAACGUUUACUUUUUACCUGUCUCACGUGGGCAGAGAUAAUCCCCAGGGCAGCUUCGACUGCAUUCAGCAGUACAUCACCAGUGAAGGGAGCAUUCAGCUAGACUGUUUGGGUGGGAUACAGGACAAAAUCACGGUAUGUGCCACCGACGAUUCCUACCAGAAGGCCAGAGAAAGUAUGGCCCAGGUGGAGGAGGAGACUCGCAGCAGAAGUGCCAUUGUCAUCAAGCCUGGGGGGAGAUAUGUGGGUAAGAAAGUUCAGAUCCGGAAACCGGCUCCUGGUCUUUCUGACAUUGCUCCUUCACGGAGAACCUCUCGACCUGUGAUCAUCUCCAGUGGAAAUGUGAAGAAGGUCACAACGCAGCACCGACCUUUGCGGGAGCGGCUCGUUCACUUCUUGGCUCUUAAGCCUUACAAGAAGCCAGAGUUAAUAUUGAGAUUGCAAAAAGACGGUCUCUCGCAAUCAGACAAGGAGUCUCUGGAUAGCCACCUGCAACAGGUGGCUAAUCUGAAUGUGAAGGACAACACCUUCACAUUAAAGGACUUUAUUUAUAAAGAAAUUCAGAAGGACUGGCCCGGUUACACAGAAGGAGACCAACAGCUUCUGAAGAGAAUCCUCUUUAGGAAGCAGACGCAGCCCCUGCCACCGGAGAGCCCACCCAAAGAGCAGCCCAGUAGUUCACCGUCUCAGAAACGACCAGCUGCUGACUUCAUUGACCCCCUAGUCAACAAAAAGCCUAGAAUAUCACACCUCGCCAACAAGGCUGCAACAGCCCCUGUGAAUGGUCGACUGGGCUCAUCCAAUGGGAAAGCAGAAGUCCAGUCUGUGUCUGUUUCUUUGUCGGACUCUGGUGUAACGUCCAGCACCCAGCCCCUGCCAGCGCUGGACAUCCCUCGCCCAUUUGAAGCACUUUCGGAUGUCAGUAACGACUCCAGCCAUAACGGCCGUGAUUGUGACUCUCAUGAAAGCGCCGAGAGACUGUGUCCUGCACCUUCCCACUCCUUGGGCCCAGUAGCGAUGUCCACCCCCAGCAUCAGCACGUCUUCCCCUGGACACAACGUCCUGAAUGUGGCUCGGGACCAGAGUCCUACCUCCUUAGUCAACAAGUCAAAAAAGAAGUCCAAAAAACAUAAAGAUAAAGACAAGACCAAAGACCGAGAAAGGGCAAAAGAAAAGACUCAAGAAAAGGAGAAGCAGAGGAAAGUUUAUGAGGAACGAGAGCCUGAGCCCAGACCAUGUGAGGCGAGUCCUGACACCCUGAAGAGCAACAGUAUUCCACACAGAAGCACAGAUAUUAAUGGAAUGUGCAACAUUACCAGUAUUCCGUUGUCAACCCCUGAAGUGGCUGACUAUUUAUUGAAGUAUACAGUGAUUGGCACUCCCGAACAGCGCCAAAAGUAUAAAAAUGAUUUCAAUGCAGAAUACACAGAGUACAGGGGCCUGCAUGCUCGGAUAGAGGGCAUCACACGGCAGUUCACAGUGCUGGACAAUGAGCUGAAACAGCUCCAGCAAGGCACAGACAAGUACAAGACAAUCCAUAAUCAGAUUCUUCAAGAGUAUCAUAAAAUCAAAAAGACUAAUCCCAACUAUAGUCAAGAGAAGAACCGCUGUGAAUAUCUACACAACAAACUGGCACAUAUUAAGAAACUUAUUGCCGAAUAUGAUCAACAGCAACUUUAAGAGUUUCUACAUGGAUUCUGUUUUCCUUUGAAAAUCCUCUCAUGAGAGACGCCAUGAAGGGAAUGUGGCCUCAUCAGGGCUGAAGGCUCUUGUGGGCAAUAAACUGGACACCUUCAUCUUUUUUUUUGUUCUCUUUUGAUGGAUCAUCUGGCUGUAAUGGUCAGACCCAUCAGGUAGUUACAAUGCAUCCCAGCCUGCAUUUAGUGCACAGUGGUAAAGGAUUCAAACCUACACAAUUUUUGUGAAGUAUACAAUCUUUAAAACUGGAGAGAAUGAGACGCUUUUUGAAAUUGAAAGAUUGUGCACCAAAAUCAACUUUUGAGUUUAUAAAAUAUAAUGAAACAUCAGUUAAACAAAUGGUUGUGAUGUAUGUAAUGAAUUAAUUUCUCUGGUUCCACUAUUUAUUUUGACUUAUUUGGGGGGUGAGUCUGCUCCACACUCCUCAGUAUCAGUACUUAAAAACUGUCUGUGCUUUCCCUCUCAUCUUGAAUGUCAGCCAGUAUUUUUCUCAGAAGCUGCCUUGUCCAUGGAAUUGUCAUUGUAUUGGCAUUCUUUUUUCUCUUUUAAAGAGGGACAGAAAUUACUGUUGAUUUAAUCAAAUCCUUGCUUUAAAUGCACACAGCAAGAAGAAGGCCUGUGUGCUUGGCCUUUUUUCUCAAUUAUGUGCAGAUGUCUUAAUGAGGGACGUUUCCAUUUACUGAGCUUUAAACUGACCACCUAAUUUUAACAAGCUGUACUUGUUCUUUGGUCACAUUCGAACAGUGGUAGUUAGUUAAGGUUCAUCAUUUUGGUUCAAGGCAAGAUGCUAUAAUAAAUACUUAGCUCUUAAUUUCACCCUUCUGGUUUAGUUUGUUGUAGCUUUUGUAGCAAUCUUUAUUCCACGUUUUCUGACAUAAUCAUUUCUGUGUUUCCAUUUAUUUCAUAAUACAAAUAAUUAUUUUAAUUAAAAAAAAAAAACUAAACAUCUUUAGAUUAUUAUUUUAGGAACUAUAGUUUUCAGAUAUCUGUGUUGAUUCUGCUGAAAUCAUUCUAAUUAUAGUUUCAGAUGUAAACCCACUAUUGUCUGUUGGGACGACUGUUAAGAUGAAGCCAUCACAAUGGUUGGACUGCUCCUUAAGGUCUCAGAGGAACUGCCGGCCAAUUUUGCCUUUCCAGAUGUGACAAAGAGGACAUACAAAGUAUUGCUUUUUCUAAAGCUCUUUCCAAACAGCCUAGUGACAGAAAUGCUAUAGAAAAUGGGGCUGGUUUAGUCAGUGCUACAUUUUGUGUGAAUAUAAAGAUCAGCACCUUAUCUUGCUGUUACCUGGGGUUUCUUUGUCCAUCAGGGUGCAUGCAUAAUGACCUAUGUUACAAAGAACAAUCUUUGAAUUGUGACAUUGACGGUGCAGAGAUUAGAAACUGAAUUGGCAUGCAAGACAUAGCUUUGACCAGCAUGUAUACUACCAAAGUGUUACGUGAACACUGUGCUCUACCAAAUGGAAAAGGAAACAUCUGUGUUUGAUUAAAAACUGUGGAAAUCUUAAUUCCUUUUUAGUCCCAUGUUCGUGAAAGUCUCCUAUGCUUUAGAUUAGAUGGGUAUUUUAUAUUCUAGGGUACUGGAAGGUUAGGACAUAUGAGACACUACAUCAAUCCCCUGUCCAGUGGUGGCAGGUUUGAGGAACAGCACACACAGCUGCAACUCUCAACAAGAAAAGUUGCAUCGAAAUAGGCCUAUAUUUUCUGAAAACAUUUUUGUACACAUCUAUUGUUGUCAAGCUCCAUUGUGAAUGAGGUUUUUUUUUUUCUUUAUUGGGAUGUUAUAUCAAUAUGCCAGCACAGAAAAACUGUAUGAGCUGAUUGUGCCAAAAUGACCUGUUGUAUAGGUUUUUCAUUUCUCUACAUACAAGCUGCUGUAAAGAAUGAAUAAAGUAGGCUUUGGAAAGAAGAAAUCCAGGUGUAAGCCCAAAAGCAUGCUUUCUCUGUCAACACCUUUAAGGGACUGGGACAUGAUAUUUGUUUCAAUAAAACAUUUUUUCCUU
Messenger RNA from Periophthalmus magnuspinnatus, 4012 nucleotides. It is a transcript of the gene ell, whose product is annotated as elongation factor RNA polymerase II. Gene Ontology annotation, cellular component: transcription elongation factor complex. Gene Ontology annotation, biological process: snRNA transcription by RNA polymerase II; positive regulation of transcription elongation by RNA polymerase II; transcription elongation by RNA polymerase II. Bases 96 to 1994 code for a protein of 632 amino acids. NCBI's taxonomy places the organism in Eukaryota, Metazoa, Chordata, Actinopteri, Gobiiformes, Gobiidae. Gene Ontology annotation, molecular function: cis-regulatory region sequence-specific DNA binding. The transcript has 12 exons. The record is from RefSeq and is a predicted model, not a curated record.